Molecule: messenger RNA, 1642 nt
Organism: Branchiostoma floridae (Florida lancelet)
Lineage: Eukaryota; Metazoa; Chordata; Leptocardii; Amphioxiformes; Branchiostomatidae
Product: interferon regulatory factor 6-like
Exons: 5
Coding region: 145-1113 (322 amino acids)
Biological process (GO): immune system process; regulation of transcription by RNA polymerase II
Cellular component (GO): nucleus
Molecular function (GO): DNA-binding transcription factor activity, RNA polymerase II-specific; protein binding; RNA polymerase II cis-regulatory region sequence-specific DNA binding
Source: RefSeq, a predicted model, not a curated record
UUCAUAGUGGCAUGGGACCAAGCAGACGGCAUAGGUCUGUCCAACGAGGCGACAGAGGAGUUUUUAAAUGAUCUGGACUCUCUUCUGUCGACACCACCUGGUACAACAGAAUCCGGCGAGGGCGCAUGCGCCCCAGCGCAGCCAAUGAUGCUUAACAUCCCAUUUGACAACAAUGUCCAGACAAGUGACCUAUCAAUGCCUUCCUUACAUGACAUGGGAAUCAUCUCACCCAUACAACCAGUCACCCACGAACCUAACCAAGGCGCGUGUGCGAUGGCACAGCCACUCAUAGCGAGCGUACCACCAGUGCCCAGUGCCCAGCCGAUGGAUCAACUAACGGAGUCCUUACAAAGGGAAUAUCUGGGACCAUUUUCGAAUUUUCAAGAUUGUGAGGUGCGGGUGUGCGUGACGUACCGCGGCGUGCAGGUGAUGGACUCGGGGACCUACCCCGUCCCGACAGGCUUCAGGAUCUUCUACGGCUCACCCGUGGAACAGAUGGCUACCAGGCAGGCAUGUCAGAUCUUCAGCAGAGAUGCCGGGAAGCUGUUUGGACCUGAGAACGUGGUGCCAGUGCCGUUGCCAGACUGCGAAACACACAUGCAGACACAGAAACAGCUUGACUCUACACUUAGGCUGCUCAACGGUACCAAAAGAGGCCUGCUAUUCCGGUUCGAGAACGGCAACAUCUUGGCGUACCGACUCUGCGAGCCAGCGGUCUACUGGUUGGACCCUAACUCUCCCAUGGUUCCUACGAAACUAGAGCGAGAAACUCUCACCAAAGUCUUUGACCUUGUCCACUUCCUUACGAAGCUGCAAGAGUACGCUCUUGGGAGGGGUGAGAAGCCGUGUCCCUACUUCAAGUUCUGCAUCGGGCAGUCCUGGAGUCUUGAAAAACCCUUCGAGAAGAACCUGGUCACCGUGACGGUCUACCAGAAGACGGCGGCCGAGAAUCUUGAGUUGGUGAGACGGAACCAAGACAGCAAGUCUCUCUCCUUCAAGUUUUCUGACGCAAACGAAGAUGACCAGCUAGUCGCCGAACUAGAGCAGCUCAUAGCGUCUCUCAAUUUGCAGCAAUCCUCUUCACCACCUACACUUAAUGGAAACAUGUUUUGAAUACGGUUUUCCAACAGCAUUCCAUUACAUAUAACGACUCCAUGUUAAAUGUUUUUACUUUGCCUUUAGGACAAAAAUUUUUGACGAAGAUUCUUUCAUAGCAAGUGAUGACUUACGAUCCCAACCUCUUGAAUCAGAAUGGAAGAUGCCUUUAGGAUUGGACUGAUUGUAUGAUCUCGUAGAUUGAUCCGCUGUCAUCGUUAAUGGCCAAGAAGAUAAAUGUGUUAUUAGUCCCCAAUACUGUCUGUGCUUCAACAUUUAAUAGAAAUGGAAUUUGCGUUGUGUUUGGCGGCAGGCCUCCGCCUUGUAACUUAUGUAAUCAUAGGAUUGCUUACUGUGUCAAACUUGAAGGGAAAUAAGAUAAAGGCGACGGAAUUGGACUAGAUUCUCCAGACGACUUAGAGAUUGAUCUUGUCUCCUGAAAUUAUAGUAUAGAUUAGUAUAACUAGGUCAGCGAACCUUGGGGGACAUUGCAUAUCUUAUCUCAUAGCAUUGUAAGUAGGGCAGGUUCAUUCCAUGCAUGAUUGUA